This is a messenger RNA of Patella vulgata (common limpet), 3684 nucleotides long. Its product is annotated as somatomedin-B and thrombospondin type-1 domain-containing protein-like. The record is from RefSeq and is a predicted model, not a curated record. The transcript has 4 exons. NCBI's taxonomy places the organism in Eukaryota, Metazoa, Mollusca, Gastropoda, Patellidae. Bases 265 to 1158 code for a protein of 297 amino acids.
CGUCUUGUGCCGACACACAGUGAGCUCUGCGUUUUUCUCUUCACUACAGUGUCAGUGAGCACACUCAGUCAUACCGUAGAGCCGCGUGCUUGGGUUAUAGUGUAGUGUAUCUCUAGUUCUCGUUCAUACUGCAGGACCAAACUGGGCCUCUGGAAAGGUAGUUAUUAAGAGAAAGUUUUCUUUCUUUAGACACAAAAACUUUCUCGGACUUUGUUUUAUUGGAAUUUUACUCUUUGUUAGUGCUUUAGGGGAAAUAACUUUACCAUGGUGGGGCUCAGUAUUACUGGAUUGCAAAAACUUAGUUGUGUAGCUUUUCUGCUAGUUUUAUGUGCAUUGUUUGGUGCAGAAUGUCAGAGAACUUGUAAGGAAGCUGAUAUGUGCUGUAAGGGACAGAAUAACACGUGCUAUUUAUUCGGACCUAGAAUGGACGGGAACUACAACGAAUCUAGAUGCUAUUGUGAUGGCAAUUGUUUGAUUAUGGGUGAUUGUUGCAUUGAUUUUCAUACCAACUGCGAAGCUGUUGAUUGUAAAGUAGCAGAUUGGGGUAAAUGGAGUGACUGUGAUAAUCCUUGUGGUGUAGGCAGCAAGAAACGAACAAGAAAAGUCUCACAAUAUCCAGAAAAUGGUGGUAAACAAUGUCCAGUUUUGAAACAACGUCAAGCAUGUGUUGGCGAUGGAAAAGCUGACGAAUGUCUACAACAGUCAGUUGAAAAUCAGUUUGAAGAACUACAUGAAACUGCACGAAUCUUGCCUGCUAAAUAUGGUUAUUUCCGAACCAGUAAAGAGUAUGAUCCAUGGAAGGGUAUUUUGAAGAAUUUAUACAGCAGAACCUUUAAUGCAAUUAAUACUCAACCUACAUAUUGUGCACGAUUUGUUGUGACCAGUACUCGUUCAGCUUGCAAUGUUUCAGCAGCAACAGAACAAAAUAGUACAUGGUCUGAAGAACUCGUGGAAAAUCAAGAAGUUUGCGUAGAAUGUCAACCAACAGCCAUGGAUGUAGAACGCGGAUCACGAUGUAUCGGACACGGAGUAUUCGACAAACAAACAAGAUGGAGUGCUAUCGAUGUUCCUCACUGUCAUGGAAAAUGGAUGAUGACCUCAAAACAUGAAGCAUGUGUUUGUGACAAAGAAUCUGAUAUAAAUCUUAUUCUGAUCUAAUGAACAUUUUAGCAGCUUCAUGCUGGUCUUGUGACUUAUUAUUAUGGUUUAGGAAAAUAUGGUGUAUAUGAGGCUUCGAAAAGAUUACCAGGAUUUGUCAGUGGAUUUGUUUGGAAUAAAUGUUCAGAAAUGAUUGAAUUGAAUUUUUUUCAUCAUACAAAAUGAAUUAAUUUAAAGGUUCACUCUCGCUUUUAGACCAGUUUAUACUAGAAUGGAAAAAAUGAUUGAUGUUUAAUUUAUUAGAUCUUUUAUUUUGAAAUAUACAUUAUACAUAUGAUGUACGUAGCCUCCACCACUAUCACCAUUCUGAAUCUACUUUUUUAGUGCUGUAUUACUACUCACAAAUUAUUUCUCAUUACAUAGUGCAUUUACAUUAUCUUGUUGUUAAUCAAAAAAAAAAUGUUUUAUAUAAUUCAUGUUUGUAUAGAAAUGAAAGGGUUAAUUUAAGACAUAUUAUUCUUUUUACAUCUUAAUAAUAACUGGCCUAGCAGGUUACCAUCGUCACUGUUAGUGGUACCUGUCCUGCUUAGAAACAUUUGAUAUGUGCAGACUUAAACCAUCAAAGAAUCUUUUUAUGUCAUAUUUUGUACCUAAACUUAUGAAUGAUUUUUAGUUCUUGUAUAUAUGCAAUAGUGGUUAUUUUGUUUUUACCUCUUUUUUUGGUGCUAUAGUGUAAGUCAACUUGUGGAUACUUUGGCCAGUAUUUGUACGUAAAUUCUUGAGAUAAGAUCUGCCUGUUCACCAUGCGCCAUAUUAUUAUACAUAUUUCCUAUUGCAUACUGAUCAAUUAAACCUUAAAUCUGAUAUUUUAUUUGUAUAAUUUUUAAUUAUUUGUAAAUAAAAAAAUAUUGCCAUUUGAAUUAUUCUAACCCUAGAUAGAGAUUUUUUUCAUAUAAAAUUGUAAAAUGUAUAUGUCACAGUCACACCCUCCCUUACUUUUUCUUCUGGAUCAUCAUUUUGUAAUUAAAUGUAUAAAACAAUAUUAUUUGUAAAUUUUUUUACUAUAUUGAAUGAUAUUGAUCUUUAUAGAAGUUAUAAUUGGGAGUUUUGAGAAGAUUGAUAAUGCAAACAAGUUAUGCCAUUCAUAUUAUUCUGUUCAACAAAUUUUUGGUUGGUAGUAUUUUUUUUUUUUUUUUUUAUGUCUAGCAAACAAUAUUUAUAACAUUAUUGAAUGAAUUUGCUAAAAGAAAUAUAUAUUAUUCAUGUUUUUAUAACAGCUCUACCAAGUAAAUUUAGAAAAUGAGUCAAAUAACGCAGAAAUUCAGAAAAAUUUUGAUGAAAGGUUUUAAUUGUUGAAAUAUCUAAGCAAAAAAAAUCAAAAUAGCAAUACCUCAUUUUUACUGUAUAUUACUUUCAGUUUAUACAAAGUAUGGAAUAAUAAUGAAUUAACAUCAUGGUUUUUUUUUAAAUUGAAUGAUGUUUUGUAAAAGAUCUACUUGUAUACAGUUAAAAAAAUUAUAAAUAUAUUGACGUCUAUUUGGAUAUGUAUUAUUAUACUAUCAAAUUUAUUUAUUUGUAUAAUUUUUUAUUCAGUUUUGUCACUGAUUCAAAGGUGCUUAUUUUGCAGUUUAUGCUGGGAAGAAGAACAUUUGAGUGUAAACUUCAGCCCAGUAUAUCUGUGAUACAUUUUUUUUUAUUAUUUUUAAUGAAAGAAUACUAAUUUGAAAAAUGUUAUUAAAUAUUGAUUUUAAUGAUUAAUAGAAUAUUAUUGUAUUAUGUUCAUGUUUAAUAGUAAGGAUGUACCAAAAAGAGCCUUUAACAAAUUCUUUCAAAAACUUUAUAACAAUUGAUAAACUUAUAAGGCUGGUUUCCAUGUGUGGUUUAAGUGCUUGGAAUUGCACAAUCCACUUGAGUAAUGCUGUAAGCAAAUGUGCGUUUCCAUUAAAAUUCCAUAACUUACAUAAUGCUGUGUUUGAGGUUGUUCUGCAUUAUUGUCAUUGAUGGACUUUUUUCAUCAACUAACAGGUUUGCAAUUACAUUACCAAUGUCAUUGAUGGGAGUUUUUUCAAAGAUGCCAUAAUGAAGUCGCAAAUACUUAACGCCUGUUGUGGAAACCAGUCUAUAUUUAGAUGUAUAUACAUAUAGUGCAUUUAAUCCCAUUAUUAUAUUAAAGUUAAUAGAUGUAUCCGCUUUUAAGUAUUAAAUGUGAUUGGAUUUCAUCACUUUUUAGCAUUUAUUUCAUUAGAAAUUUAUCACAUUAUACACACAAAGUAAUUGAGACAAAAAGUUUAAAAAUUUGUCAUUUGUUCAUAAUAUUAUCGUGUAAAAGUUUCUCUGUAUUAUCAUAAGUGAUCUAUAAAUAGGCAUGACAUUAAUUGUACUGUACCUCAGGCUGAGCACCCACACGUCACAUCAUGUACAUACUGUUAUUGCUUUUCAAUAUUCCCUCCUUCCUCCCUCUCCCCAUCCACCACAGAUCAUUGUAGAGUUAUUAUUUUAGAUUCGUGUAUUUUAAAGACUGGCUCUUUAUUUCUGUAUUAAUCACUUGAUGUAUUUCUAUAUAAAUAAAUACCUUUCUUUCUUGUA